UGCGAGAAAACCGAAAGUGAAGUGGAAACUGUUUCAAUCAAGCCAUGUCGAAGCGUACACAUUCCACGCAUAUUUUGGGCAUUGUGGUCAUCUUCUUCAGCAGCUACAUUCUGGGCAUUUAUAGUGCGGCACGUGCGACCAGCCAACUUGGGUUUUCAACAAUGCACAAUGAGAGUUGGACACUCAACGACACACUACUGGAUAGUCUUGAACAUGAGCUGGUGGCGGGAGCGGGAAGCGGUGUUGCCCGCAACAAUUCCAGAAAUCCUCGCUGGUUUCCCUUUUACACCAUCGGUCGCUUCUCCAAUGACAUUUGCCGUGGCAACAACCUGUUGAUGGGCACGUGCGCCAUCCGUGGGGAGUGUACCGAUAAUAAUGGUGUUGCCGCUGGCAGUUGCUCCACGAUUACGAGCCAGGCCGUCUGUUGCAUCUACCAGCGAACUUGUGGUGCAAGCACCAACUUCAAUAAUACAUAUUUCUACAACAGUAACUAUCCGGCACCUUAUUCCGGCGGAGGACGUUGCACGAUUGUUGUUACACCGCCGGAUUCAAGUAUUUGCCAGCUGCGAAUCGAUUUUCUGGCCCUGUCACUGGCUCCACCGAGUGGCGAUGGUUUUUGCAGCACCGAUGCUUUAACCAUAACCGGUGGCGCCUCCCAGGUGCCUACCAUUUGUGGCGAGAACUCUGGCCAACAUGUCUAUGUUGACUUUAAUGGCGAAAGUCCCAUCUCCAUCACAGUAGUCACCUCGGGCGGCUACACAUUCAAUCGUCAAUGGCAAUUCCAGAUACGCAUGAUGGGCUGUACAUCGGCGACCUUGGCGCCCGCCGGCUGUCUGCAGUAUCACAUGACCCCGAGUGGGAAUAUUGCGAGCUUUAACUAUGUCUCUGCCGCUUCCUCUGCCCUCAACUCCAUUGGAGUGCAGGGGACGCGACAGUUGGCCAACAUGCGCUAUGGAAUCUGCAUACGCAAGGCGACGGGCAUGUGCUCCAUCACCUAUGGCCAGGUUGGUUCCGAUGCCUACUCAUUUACGAUGACAAAUGAUGUGGGCGCCGUGGAUCCGGCGCUGCUUGCCACAUCAGCGGUGCAGAGUCAGGAUUGCACAACGGAUUACCUUAUUAUACCAGCUCCGGUGCAGGCUGGCGUCAACAUGCCCAGCGAUCGGUUCUGUGGAUUGGGUCUGGUCUCGACAACAACUACGGCGAAACCAUUUGUCGUUUUCGCAGUGACGGAUGCGAAUGAAGAAUUGGAUAUAUCGAAUCGUGGCUUUUACUUAUCCUACUCGCAAGCUGCUUGUCCAGUGUUAUAG
Molecule: messenger RNA, 1307 nt
Organism: Drosophila grimshawi
Lineage: Eukaryota; Metazoa; Arthropoda; Insecta; Diptera; Drosophilidae
Exons: 3
Coding region: 45-1307 (420 amino acids)
Source: RefSeq, a predicted model, not a curated record